This is a messenger RNA of Kalmanozyma brasiliensis GHG001, 540 nucleotides long. RefSeq names its product GNAT domain protein. Gene Ontology annotation, cellular component: endoplasmic reticulum-Golgi intermediate compartment; endoplasmic reticulum; Golgi apparatus. Lineage: Eukaryota; Fungi; Basidiomycota; Ustilaginomycetes; Ustilaginales. The record is from RefSeq and is a predicted model, not a curated record. Gene Ontology annotation, biological process: UDP-N-acetylglucosamine biosynthetic process. The transcript has a single exon. Gene Ontology annotation, molecular function: monosaccharide binding; glucosamine 6-phosphate N-acetyltransferase activity. Bases 1 to 540 code for a protein of 179 amino acids.
AUGGCCGCCUCAACAUCAAAGCUCACUCCAGAGUCGCAACUGCAGCUCGCUUUUGAUUCAUCGUUGAUACCACAAGCAUCGAAAGACUUGCUACCCUCCGACGUCAUCGUUCGCCCGUUGGCCAGCGACGACUAUAACCGAGGUCACCUGCGGGUGCUCUCAGACCUCACACAGGCGCCGGAUAUUGGCCUCGCGGCGUGGCAGAAGCAGUUCGCGCUUCAGAUGGCUUCCCCCAACACCUACUAUCCGAUCGUAUUCAUCCACACAGCCACAGACCAGAUCGUAGCAUGCGGCACCUUGUUUGUCGAAUUCAAGUUUCUUCGCGGCGGCGGGCUGUGCGGACACAUCGAGGACAUCGUCGUCCACCGCGAUGGCCAGGGCAAAGGCUUGGGCAAGAGGAUCAUCGAGAUCCUCACAGACGUAGGCAAACAGCGGGGCUGCUACAAGGUCAUUCUCGACUGUAGCGAGAAGAACGUCGCAUUUUAUGAAAAGUGCGGGUAUCAUAAGGCGGGCGAACAGAUGGCGGUUUACUUUGUAUGA